UCCAUUUGUAGGAAGGGGGGUCAAGCUGGGCUCAACAUGAACCUGCUGUUCUGACACUCCGGACUGGGACAAGCAGGCAGCAGCCGGCCGGCCGCCCCCCAAGCAGCAGUCGCACAGGGGACCCUGCCUGGAGCACUUUGAACAUCCGCAACAAGUUUUUACCUGGGUGCUGAAGCACUCAUGGCUGUCGCUUAUAGUACCCAGCAAGGCCUGCUUGCCCAGCAGUACCCUCCACCCCUGCUACCCAAACCUGGUAAGGACAAUGUUCGACUUCAAAAGCUCCUCAAGAGGACUGCAAAGAAAAAGGCCUCUGCUCAGGCAUCGCAGUCUGCCACACCCUUCCGCUCCAGCCUUUCCCCUGUGAACGAAGCAAGCCCUGACCUUGAGCACAGUGACCACUCCACCCCUCCACGGACUCCAGAGACUCCGUCCAGCCUCUACCGCAUCAAGCAGCCUCAGCGGUUCACUGUCAGGCCUUUGUAUCAACAUGUGGCAUCUCCAUACCCACAGCGUGCAGCUUAUGGUAGAGCAGCCAAUAUGUCGCCUCAGACAGUGGGAAUACCAUUAUACCCUUACUCGCAGAGUGUUACCACAGUUUCUACGUACUCUGCAUCAGCUCAGUAUCCUGGAGUCCCAACAGCUCCGGAGCAAGCCGCGCAGUCGGCUAUACCCAAAACAUCUCUGCCAGCUUUGUCUGUGCCUGAAGUGACAGUACCGGCUUCUGAAUUGAAAAAGCCAGCUUUUAACACAUUUUCUGAAACCCAUACUGGUCAGAGAUCUGCUGUAAUGGCCACAGCACCACAGUCAAAACCCAUAAGUCCUGGCCCCACUCCAUAUCCAAUAGCAGGAAGCCAAGCUGUGAUUCGACCGCUCACAGUCUUGACCCCUUUAGUCAAAUCCAAAAGUCCACGUCCAACAUUUAAAGCAACUGAACCCUCAAGAUCACCCAAGCCAAUGUUUGAUGUCCCUCAGAUUAGGAUGUACACAGCGAGCACGUCAUAUUAUGAGACAUCCAGGACACCACCAGUGUACGACUCAGCUGGAUUAACUGCUAUUGGCAGCACAGUAUCUCAAAAUAAAACAUCUGCUGAAACAAAAAAUGAUUUGACAAUAGGAUCUGAGGUCAGAAGUAUUCAUUUAUUAGGUGUGGAACCUCAGAGAAAAACACCAACCUCAGAUAUUAAAAGAGACACUACACCAACUGCAGAGAUUAAUGCAGUCUCAACAUCUGAAAUUAAAAGAGCAACUCCGACAGCUGAAAUUAAAAGAGCUACUCCGACAGCUGAGAUUAAAAGAGCAACUCCGACAGCUGAAAUUAAAAGAGCUACUCCGACAGCUGAAAUUAAAAGAGCCACUCCUACAUCUGAAAUCAAAAGAGCCACUCCUACAUCUGAAAUCAAAAGAGCCACGCCUACAUCUGAAAUCAGAGCUAAAACACCAACCUAUGAGUUUCAAAUAUCAAGAACUUCAGCAGGACGGCCUAAAACACCAGCAUACCAUCUGAUCCGGGCUACAACACCUGUCUUUGAGAUUUCAAGACCCAAUCCUCUUUUGUUUGCAGUGUCGCCAAUUACUGUAGAUGCAGACAGGUCAAGAACAACCCAGACAGUUUCUACUGUCACCAGUUCAUCUAUUUCCGAAGGUGUGAAGACCACUUCUGAAACAAUGCCCCAACUCAAUGGGGACAUUCAAUCAGAUGUUACACCUGCAGCUAAACCAAUACAACAAAGUAUUACAAAGUCAAAGUCAGAGCCUGAUUUGACAAAAGAAAUAACCCCAACUAUAAUCCCAACUACUAAAACUGUUAUAUCUGUACCAACAUCUCCAGCAGUGACUGGCUAUCAGAGACCUAGGACUCCAACAUACGAAGCAUCCCGACUUAUGACCACAUCACCUGGCUAUAAAAGACCAAAGACACCUACGUAUGGCACAUCAACAUAUGGUGCAUCAUCUGUGACUAUUCAGAGACCUAAAACCCCAACCCAAGUGUCUCAACAGUCAAAGUCCACCUAUCGUGGAUUGACACCGGCUGAAUAUGUUGCUCACGGCGGAAUCAAAACUUACUCUCCAGCAUUUGGUAUCGUGACUUCAAUGAUGCCAACUCAAGAAGAGGUUCAAAGUACAGUAGAGGUAUCAGGAGAAUGCAAAAUACCUAGCCAGGAACCAUGUUUGAAGGGACAAUCUAUAGCUGAGGAGUCGAAACUCAAAGCAAGUCCAAAGGAUGUACAUAAACUCCCCCAGAAAGAGGAGAAACUUGCCACCAUCCCUUUAAUUCCUGUUAUUGUUGUUUCACAAGCAUCUGACUCCCUAGCAACUAUGGUAACACAAGAGUCAAAUGCGGUAUCUGGUCAGGUUGCAGCCAAACAAGAAAAACCAAAGCCUCCAACAGUGGAGGAAAAAAGACUUGAGAAACAGAAGGUGGAAACACCAGUUCAAGAAACCAAACCAAAGACGAAGACUUCUGAAACCAGAGGUCCUUUGCCCACAAGUGGUGACCAAGAUCCCCUUAAGGCAGUAAAAAAACUUUUAGGCAAAGAUAAACUCCAGCCUGCUGACCAGAAAGCUACUGUUGAGACAAAAGCAGAUGUCUCAAAACAAAAAGAACCAGUGACAACAACCACUGCAACCAAGAUGAAACUCGAAAGCUCAAAACCAAGCUCUGCAGUACCUGCUCCACUUGUAAAGGUACCUGCAGCCAAAUCAGUAAGUGAAGACAAAAGAAAAGAUAAGAAAGCAGAAUCAGCUCCAGCAGUUAAAGCUUCACUUGAGAAAAGGGAAGUUGAUGAGACCCUUCCCUCAGCUGAACCAGUUCUUAAAGCUAUACAAAAGCCAAAGGGAAUGAAAUUAAAAGCGAGUGGUUGGUCCCGCCUCAAAAAGCACAUGGUAGUGGAGCAGGAGGAACCCAAAUUCCCAGAGGCUGACUCUCAGGAGGCCUCUGGCCAACAGCACACUGAGGUGACAAAGGUAGAUGAGAAGGCUGGGGACAAACCCAGUGAGCAGGAUGAAAACAAAGACGCCCCCAAGGCUACCAAGAUGUGGGAUGCCGUCCUCUUCCAAAUGUUUUCUUCCAAAGAGAACAUCAUGCACCAGAUUGAGCUAAACAAAAGUGAGGAGGAGAAAAAAGAGGAGAAACAGGAAGAGUUGAAAGAGAUACCUUCAUUUGCCUACCGGCUCCCUGUGCUGCUAUUUAGUCCAAAGUUUGAUGCUAAAAGGCUUAAAGAGGCGGCAUCGAGGCCGGUUACAAAAAUUUCUACUGUGUUUGAAAUGGGUCUGAUUGGGCGAAAAGGUAAAGAUGAGGAACCAAAAGACUUUAAUAGAACAGCAAGGGGUUUCACUGGUGUCUAAGCUUUGUCUAAUGUGAAGUGCCACGAGGAAAAUGUAAAGAAGAAAAAAAAGGAUUUAUGUUUAAUGUACAGGUGCAAAAAUCUUAGCAACAGAAACGAUGUACAGAUCAGGAGUCUUAGUCUCUGUGUAAAUGAAAUAUGUUUGUGGCAGUGUUGAAGAAAACCUGGCCUGAACUUUAUACUUGACAAAUGCUUUGUGUGACUGGAUGUCUGGAUGUUUGUAUUUGUGUAUUAGCUGGAAAAAGAGAGCUACAUUUGUCUUAAAGUCAUUCAGACGCCACAUCAGAUUAAAGUAUUUAUGUAAUUUCAGAGCUUUUUUGUUCCCUUCAUCACACAAUCACAAUGAAUAUACUGUACAUACUGUUCUGAACUAUUUUCAUGCAUCCUUAUGAUUCAGGACUAACAACAUAAUUUAUACCACAGAGUAUGAAAAUUUGCCUUUAAGUAAAAUUGCUAAUUAAAUACAACAGUUUACAAUUAAAAUAUCUAUUUUUCGGUUUUACAAAUAAGAAAUAAAAAAACAGAAAUACUAAAUGAUUUUAAGACAAAUUAUUUGUGAGGAAAACUUUGUUUUUCUUUAAUCAUUCAAAUCAUUUUUAUUCAAAAUGGUGCUACUUGCCUCAGGGUAUGAAACCUCUUACUAGAUAAAGGAAAUGCUUAAAGAGAUUUCUGAAUAACGAUUUAGGACGUAGAUGUUUAUGUUGCGUGAAUGACUAUUGUCAGUGUCACAUAUUAAGAACACCUUCGGAGCCUCUACAUAAAUUUGGUCUUCUUGGUGCAGAAAGUCAGUUUGACUUCAUAGGAGGCACAGAGAGGAGGGAAUUUGUAUUAAUUUAUUUAACUUGUUAGAAUUUAAUCUUAGUAUUUAUGUGCUACAUACUGGUUCAGUUUUACACAUUAUUUUUCUUAUUAAAGCUUCACAUCACUAUUCUUGGCUGGUUUUAAAGUAAUUACAGGUUCAGUAGUUUAUUUACUAGAAAAAUAGUAAACUCUUCUUUAUUAAAAUGCAAUACAUUGCAUUAUUAGAAGAAAGUGUUGUUCAUGACAACACUGUACACACUCAGAUAUACAGCGGCCAAUGACCAGGCAGGGAUUCCAGGUAGGUGUGGACUAGAUACGUGUUUUAAGAGUGUUUCAACAGCAACAAAUUGGUUAUCAUUUUACCAACAUACAUUAGAAUUAAAAACAAAGCUACUUUAGAUGGGUGCUGAGCUACAAGCUUGUGAAAGUGUUUAGAGAAGAGCGAUAGCAAGAGAGUAAUAAAAUGGCCGGGGUGCCAUAACUGAGGUUAAGGAUAGAAAUCUCAGGGGUCAAAGGUCAGGAUGCACGGAAGGUUUCGAGUUCGACUGUGAUGCAGGGUUAGCAAUCCAAAUUAGAUUUCUCCAGUUUUCUUUUUUAACCAGCUUGGAGCAGAAGGUGUUUUGUAAUGUUUUUUCUAUUGUGCAUGCUGGAUCGACCCACUGUGGCUAUGUGAGGUGCAGUUAAUUAGCUUCUGAUUUCUCCUUAAUCAGAUGCAAAUGGAGGCUUUAUAACACAACUACAAAAGAAAGUUAUUCAGAUUUCCUCCAUCCCAAUUUUCACACAGCCCAAAGAAAGAAUAUGUAAAUUUGCAUAUGGUUAACACUGUAAGUCUGACUUUAUCACUUAACAUUCAUAAUGCACAAACUUGACUGGUGAGUUACUGGGUCAUAUACUGUUUUUCAUAUCACUCAUGUUUUAUUUGAAGUGAAGCACUUGUUGUUUUCUUAUGUGAAGCAUUCUGUUCUGCCAAUGCACCAAAGAUGCUAAAAAUAAACUUGAUUUUUACAAACA
Messenger RNA from Mugil cephalus (flathead mullet), 5156 nucleotides. RefSeq names its product proline rich 33 (gene prr33). NCBI's taxonomy places the organism in Eukaryota, Metazoa, Chordata, Actinopteri, Mugiliformes, Mugilidae. The transcript has 3 exons. Bases 181 to 3345 code for a protein of 1054 amino acids. The record is from RefSeq and is a predicted model, not a curated record.